Messenger RNA from Cladophialophora psammophila CBS 110553, 3759 nucleotides. RefSeq names its product phospholipase D. The record is from RefSeq and is a predicted model, not a curated record. Gene Ontology annotation, molecular function: catalytic activity. Bases 1 to 3759 code for a protein of 1252 amino acids. Gene Ontology annotation, biological process: cell motility. NCBI's taxonomy places the organism in Eukaryota, Fungi, Ascomycota, Eurotiomycetes, Chaetothyriales, Herpotrichiellaceae. The transcript is spliced from 3 exons.
AUGUCUUACCCACAGCGGCCGGACGACGACGGACUCGCAUACAGUGACGAUUAUUCGCAGUCCCGUGGCAGCGGUGGACAAGACGGCACUGAUCGAUCGCUGCUGGGAGACACGUUCAAGAAGUUCAAAUCCGAGUUCGACAAGUACAAGACCGGUCCCUCCUCCUCGUCCCAAAACUAUGGCUAUUCCGGCUCCGGCUCCGGCUCCAACCAGCAGUAUUACGGACAACAAGGUCCCAGUACUGGAUAUCCCCAGACAGGUCAAUCUGCCUAUCCGGGAGGCCCGCCGACUCAGCAAGCGCAAGGCCGGCCGGAUUUGGCAUCCAAACUCUUUGAUGGACUGCAUAACACUCUGCAGAAUAUUGGCUCAGACGUCACAAACUUGCUAGGUCCAGGCAAUCGACCCCCGGCCCAAUCUGGGCCUCCGGCUCCAGGCCAGACUAGUUAUGCAGGCUACGCCAGUGUGCCGGGAUCGCAAGGAAUCCCACCAGGCCCAAAUCGCUAUGACAGCUUCGCUUCGGAGAAGCAAGGUAACGAUGUCAAGUGGUAUGUUGAUGGAUGUGGAUACUUCUGGGCAGUCAGUCAAGCACUCGAAGGAGCGAAGCACUCGAUCUGGAUAUUGGAUUGGUGGCUGUCACCUGAGCUGUAUCUUCGCCGGCCACCCUCUCAAAAUGAACAAUGGAGACUCGAUCGAACUCUGCAACGCGCGGCACAACGCGGUGUCAAAGUUAAAGUCAUUGUGUACAAAGAGGUCACCCAGGCUUUGACUCUGUCUUCGGCGCACACUAAACAUGAACUCGAGAAGUUACAUCCCAAUAUUGCGGUCUUUCGUCACCCGGACCAUCUACCAGAUGCUCAAACGACCCAAUCGUCCUUGAUAUCUUCGCUUCAAGCGCUAAAACUUGAUGCUGCGGGACUCACUAAGCUUGGUGCAGAUGCCAUUAAGGGAGUAUACGGCAUGACCGACGAUGUCAUUCUCUAUUGGGCACAUCAUGAAAAGCUAUGCUUAAUUGAUGACAAGAUCGCGUUCAUGGGUGGCUUAGAUCUUUGUUUUGGUAGAUGGGACACAAAUCAGCAUUCAAUCGCUGAUGCACACCCAUCAAACGCGAACGACAUCGUCUUUCCUGGCCAGGAUUAUAAUAACGCUAGAGUCAUGGAUUUCAGCGAUAUUGCACAACCUUUCCAGAACAAGCUCGACAGAACCAAGAACUCGAGGAUGGGAUGGUCCGAUGUUGCUAUUUGUUUGCAAGGAGCUUGUGUCCAGGACCUUCGUCACCACUUCAUCGAUAGGUGGAACCUCAUCUUCGACGAGAAAUACAAUGUCCGCAAAGACCAACGGUACUAUAGACUCCUCGAUGAUUUCCCUCACCCGGCGACUGGUCCAGGUCAGCGACCUCAAUCACGGCCACAGUCGCAAGGGCACCUCCAACCUCCUGCUCCAGCUGGCGGAUACGCACCACCCCCGGGCAGUCAACCCUACACAGAACCGGCGUGGCAUACAACCAGCAGGCCGCAGACCCCGACGACGGGUCAAUACCAGGCUCAGGCAGGACCCAAUACUGGUGCAUAUGGCAGUGCAGCAACUCCCUCCAUUCAGGGCACUCAGAUUCAGUCACAACAUUCUGAAGUACCAUAUGGUCAAACCAUGGCGCCCGCGAGUCAAGGAGCUCAGACUCAACUACCAAUCCAGCCUCCCCCUCAGACUUCUGUCGGUACGUAUGGCCAAGUCCCUCCCCCUCCACCGCAAGCGAGCCCUCACCCCGCUGCUGGACCUUAUGGUCAAGUCUGUAGUCCUCCGCAGCAGGUAGCUCCUGUCCAACAACCUCCAGCCCAGUCCUUUCAGCAGAGUUUCCCUCCACCACCUCCUGGGCCUCCGCCUCAAACAUCAACGGCCCCAACACAGACUUAUCCGGGAUAUCCACCCCCACCCAGUGCAAAUCCCCCUUAUGCUUCAUACCAUCAAGGACCGACAGAACUUUCGUCUCAACAGUCACCUAGCCAAUCAUACCAACCUCAGCCCUAUCAACCUUAUCAACACACCGGCCCAGAGCAAGCUCGGGGUUUCGACGAAUAUAACCAAGAGUCUAGCAGGGGCUUUGAUGAUUAUGGACAGGGCAACGAGUCUGGAAGAGGCUUCGGGGGCGAGCGAGGCUUUCGAGGAAGAAUUGACCAGUACAAAACCGAAGGCAAAUUGCUGGGUCAACAACUCUCAUCCAUUGGCAAUGUUGUCUCAGGUGGGCUUGGGGACAAAGCUCACCAGCUUCAAGGCAAAUACCUUGGUGGUACGGAUUCGUACGGGCGCCCGUAUAAUCAACCGCGACCCGUAAUGACCUGUCAGGUACUUCGGAGCUGUACGACGUGGAGCAAUGGAACCCCCCUUGAGCAUUCUAUCCAGAAUGCAUAUAUCGACGUAAUUCGGAACAGUCAGCAUUUCGUCUACAUCGAGAAUCAGUUUUUCAUCACUGCCACGGGCGAUCAACAAAAACCGGUCAAAAACUUGAUAGGUCAAGCUAUAGUUGAACGAAUACUUCGAGCAGCCCGGAACAACGAGAAAUACAAAGUGAUUGUUGUCAUCCCAGCAGUGCCAGCAUUUGCUGGUGACCUUCGAGAUGAUUCUUCGCUAGCCACCCGGGCCAUAAUGGAGUUUCAAUAUAACAGCAUCAACCGUGGUGGCCACAGCAUCAUGGAAAAGAUAGCGCAGGCUGGCUUCAAUCCCAUGGAUUAUAUUCGAUUCUACAAUCUACGGAAUUACGAUCGAAUCAAUUGUAGCAAUACAAUGCAGCAAGUCGAACAACAAAGCGGGGUGAGAUAUGAAGAUGCCCGGAAACAGCACGAUGAUGCUGUGGGAGCCGGGUAUGGGCAGUAUGGCGAGAAGACAGGAACCACUCAAUUGUCUCAAGCUCCUCAAUACCAGCAAUAUCAAAGCGCCGCACAGCAAAUUGCAACCCCUGGAAGUGGUCGGUGGGACAGUGUAGCAGAGUGUUACAUGCUUGGCGGUCAGGACAUCCGUACUGUCCCCUGGGACGGUCCUCCUGAAUCUGAGCUCGAUGCGUUCGUUAGCGAAGAACUGUACAUUCAUUCCAAGUGUCUCAUCGCAGACGAUCGAAUUGUCAUUCUAGGGUCUGCCAACCUAAACGACCGAAGCCAACUCGGAUCACACGACAGUGAAAUCGCUCUGCUGAUCAACGAUUCUACGCCGGUUCAGACGUACAUGAGUGGCCAACCGUACCAGGCAAGCGGUUUUGCAGCCUCCUUGCGGAGACAGCUCGCCCGAAAACAUCUCGGUUUGAUCCGAUCUCAGCAUUUCUUUAGGCCCGACCCCAAUUUUGAACCAGUCGGAGUGCCAAAUGCGUAUGACUGGGGCUCACCUGAAGAUAAUGUCGUGGCAGAUCCUCUCAGCGACACUUUCCAGGCACUGUGGAACAGUCGAGCAAGGACGAAUACCGAAGUCUUCCGAAAGGCGUUCAGGGCGAUCCCGGACGACUAUGUGAAUACGUGGGCUGAUUACAAGGAGUUUUAUGAGUACUUCUACAACCAUGCAGAUGCACAGGCUCAAGGCAAGCCCAGCAAACUGCCACCUCGCGUCGAGUACGGGCAUGUUGUUAGAGCAGACUUCCCUGGGGGAGUGAGCGAGCUGAAAGAACUCCUGAGUCAAGUCAAGGGCACUCUGGUGGAGAUGCCGUUGUGUUUUCUUCAGAAUGAAGACAUUGCUAAAGAAGGGCUGACCUUGAAUCCGCUGACUGAAGAGGUCUACACCUGA